GUGGACAUCAGCGCGGUGGUGGCCUACACCAUGGCGGCCAAGGAGGACGGCGAGCUCAACCUGAUGCGCAAGGCGGCCGCCAUCACCUCCGAGGUCUUCACCAAGUUCUUCAAGGAGCGCGUCAUGGAGAUCGUCGACGCCGACGAGAAAGUCCGCCACAGCAAAUUGGCCGAGUCGGUGGAGAAAGCCAUCGAGGAGAAGAAAUAUUUGGCCGGCGCCGACCCCUCGGCGGUGGAGAUGUGUUACCCCCCCAUCAUCCAGAGCGGGGGCAACUACAACCUCAAAUUCAGCGUCGUCAGCGACAAGAACCACAUGCAUUUCGGCGCCAUCCCCUGCGCCAUGGGCAUCCGCUACAAGUCCUACUGCUCCAACCUGGUGAGGACCCUCAUGGUGGACCCCCCACAGGAGAUGCAGGAGCACUACGCCUUCCUCCUCCAGCUCCAGGAGGAGAUGCUGAAGGAGAUGCGGCCCGGGGCCAAGCUCUGCGACGUCUACGGCGCCGUCAUGGAGCUGGUGAAGAAGCAGAAGCCGGAGCUGCUGAGCAAGAUCACCAAGAAUUUGGGCUUCGCCAUGGGCAUCGAGUUCAGGGAGGGCUCCUUGGUCAUCAACAGCAAGAACCAGCACCGCCUCAAGAAGG
Mesitornis unicolor (brown roatelo) is the source of this 637-nucleotide messenger RNA. RefSeq names its product suppressor of Ty 16 homolog (S. cerevisiae) (gene SUPT16H). Gene Ontology annotation, biological process: positive regulation of transcription elongation by RNA polymerase II; transcription elongation by RNA polymerase II. Gene Ontology annotation, cellular component: FACT complex. Lineage: Eukaryota; Metazoa; Chordata; Aves; Mesitornithiformes; Mesitornithidae. The transcript has 5 exons. The annotation marks the transcript as partial. Gene Ontology annotation, molecular function: nucleosome binding. The record is from RefSeq and is a predicted model, not a curated record.